Caretta caretta (loggerhead turtle) is the source of this 3101-nucleotide messenger RNA. RefSeq names its product LY6/PLAUR domain containing 1 (gene LYPD1). Lineage: Eukaryota; Metazoa; Chordata; Testudines; Cheloniidae. Gene Ontology annotation, biological process: acetylcholine receptor signaling pathway. Gene Ontology annotation, molecular function: acetylcholine receptor inhibitor activity. The record is from RefSeq and is a predicted model, not a curated record.
CUUCCCCGAGUGUGCCGGGAGGGGUCCCUCUCCCCUCCCCUGUCACAUGGUGCGAGGGAGGGGGGCAGAGGGAGACUUUUCUCUCGCCGACUCUCCCCCAGCGCCGGCCAGUCUCCGCUCCCAACUCCUGGAGGCUGGAGGGAGCGCGGAGCCCGCGGGCGAUGCGGGCUCCGGGAGCUGCUCUCCGCAGCGGUGCGGGGAAGAGGCUCGGCGGCACCGCGCCUCUGCUGCCCGGCUGCUUCUGAUGCGCCGUGCAGCCCGGGGCCCCGGCUCCACGAGGAUGUGGCUCCUCUUCGGCGCGGCAACUUUCUGGGGAUUGGUCCUGGCUCCAGGAAUUGGUCUGCAAAUACAGUGUUACCAGUGUGAAGAAUUCCAGCUAAAUAAUGACUGCUCUGCUCCAGAGUUCAUUGUGAACUGCACAGUGAAUGUUCAAGACAUGUGCCAGAAAGAAGUAAUGGAAAAAAGUUCUGGAAUCCUCUAUCGCAAGUCCUGCGCAUCCUCUGCAGCCUGUCUCAUAGCCUCUGCUGGAUACCAGUCUUUCUGCUCCCCAGGGAAAAUGAACUCUGUUUGUAUCAGCUGCUGCAAUACUCCACUCUGCAAUGGACCCCGGCCCAAGAAGAGGGGGAAUUCUGGCACAGUGCCCAAGGCAGGCAUAUUAACUACUAUUUUGCUCUUAAAAUUGGCUCUUUUAUCAUCAGUGCAUUGCUAAACUUAAAGGAUUUUUUUUUGUCCUGGCAUUAUUUGUUCCAUAUCCCCAUAUCCCACUUUCUUCAAAGACACUGCUGUUCUUUUGCUGCCACCCUGCUAAAGAAGAGUUUGGUCCAAGAACCAUCUUCCUCUCCCUGUUUUUUUUUCUUUUGGUCAGCAAGUAAUAAAUUCAGUUGUCUGAUUGAAUAUCUAGUGUGCACUUUAAAAAACAAAUGGCGCACAAACUCAUGCUCCAUUUGUGUAACUGGAAACAAGUCCAUCAGAAACAGCACUCAAAGAAGGUAUAGUUGAUUGUUCAGUUUCUAGAUCCUCAGUUAUUUUAAUUUCCACGUUAUGUUUAUUGCUAAUCAUCUAACUUUGCCUUACACGGAGUCACAUUUCAUGUUCAUGAAGGCCAUUCUGUGCAGCUGGACUGGACUCUAAAUUAGUCUCCAGUGGCAUUAUUUCCAAGUUGGUCUCCAGUGAUUCAAGAUUCAAUUUUGAUGGACUGGUCUCAUUCUGAAAAGUACUUAAGAAAACAGGGCUCUUUCUAGAAGAAUUGCGCUUAGAUGAAAGGAAGAUCAAUGGACGCAUAAAAUGGCCGGUGCUGGUUCGAGAAUUCAAAUUGGCUCGCAGAAGCUUCUGUUUAUUGGCAUGUUCUAUCGUCAGAUGGCAACGGAGGACCUGUCGAAAUACGGUUCGGAACUGCUGAGAAGAGAUGUUGUACAGGAGUGGGUUUACCACAGAACUGAAGUAAAAGAAGGUAUCUGCAAUGGGAAGAAGGAUCAUAUACGCUCUGAAGUAGGGCACAGUCCAGUCCUGCUUAGGUUUAGCAGCAGCCAUGAUCCUUCGAAUCUGAUUUGGAACCCAACAUAUUGCCAGAGUGGCAACAAUCAGUCCUGUGAGCAAAGGGGGAGAAAGAGAAAACAUGUGAAACAAAUCAUACAAUAUUUAGUCUCUCAGUUUUGCACUUACUGGGUAGGAAAUGGUACUGAUUUUUCACUGUUUUGCUCGACAGCUUUUUCUGCCAGUAGCAAAUAUUUUAACAGGUUCAAAGUCAUUGCCGUAUAUGAUUGGAUAAAGAUUGUGUAAGAUUGUAUUUAUUUCUACCUGUUGGCACUUGUUAAUUUUCAGAUGUUCUCUCAUUGAUAUUUGUAUCUUUAGAAAGAAUGGGAAUUUUUUUGUUCCUACAUUUGUGUUUUCCCUUUUCUUCCUUUUUUUAAAAAAAUAUAGCCAUAUUAGUGCAGGCAAUACCCAGAAGAGAGAUCAGACUGUUUGUAUUUUACCAAAAAAAAAAAAAAAGAAUGCAUAAUAGUAUAUUAGGCAUUAUUUUUGGUAACUUUCCUCUUACAGAAGAUAUUUUUAAGUAAAGUAUGUAUGGAUCUUUUUAGGGUAAUUAAGAAGAUAUAUGUUGGGAAUUAAAUUCAUGAAUGUAAAUGGCACAGGAAAGACAGAAAUGUAAGCAGUUUGAGAUAAUACAAAAUGUGUUCCAAAAUGUGGUAUCUGAUCAUUCUAUAUUUACAUAUAAUGUGUCGCUGCAUCACGCUACCUUAUCGACAUUUUUUUAAAGGAAAACAUUAUCUAAAUAGACAUCUGAGGAUUCUGUCUUUAUGGAGAAGCUUUCAAUAGAGAAACAGCAAUAAUGGAGUCUCUCUUGUGACAGUAGCAUUAGAACACAUCUAUCAGAGUACUUUUCACCCAGUGGUAGCACAAGGAUAUGGAGGCAGGGAAGGGAAUGCAGUCUGAGUUUUGAAACUACUAACCUCUAGCUAAUAUGGAAACAAAUGCUGGAAAUCCUAACUUCUCAUUUGACGAUGAAACAAAUUCAAAUAUAAAUACUCCAAGAAAAUGUACUAAAAAUUGAAAACUUUACAGUUUCCACUAUAUUUUUCCCUUUUCAUCAAAGGUGCCUUGUAUUAAAACACAAUGGUAGCAGCAGAGUCUGCCUCCCCUACAGUUAGAAUAGUCUUGUAGAGCUCUGUAGUGCAAGGCAGCACAUUUUACCAGAUUUUUUCUACCUUUGAUUUUAUAGUUCUGAAAUCCAACCUGCUUCUCAACAGAAACAAGAAUUCUGCUGCUGCCUUUCAGUAAAUUUGGUUUCAUAACUACACCCCACGUCUUGUUAAUUCUAAAACAUAGAAAGCAAAAGAGAAUAAUUGACUGGAAAGGAUGAGAUCACUUUAGGGAGACAUGGAAUUCUAAAACAGUGCGAUAACAUUUGUUGGCUUGAAAACCAGUAUUUUACUAGAGUCAAAAUUAUGAAUGUAAAGAAAAAGAUAUGAGGCUUUCACCACUUUGGAAGUGCCAGGACUCAGAAACAAGCAGUGUGUGUAUUCAGUGUUCCAAGAACUGCAGUUUUCACAUUUUAAUUUUAUUUUUUCCAGAUUCUUUAAUAAAGAGAUUCAUUUUCUUAA